Diachasmimorpha longicaudata is the source of this 5217-nucleotide messenger RNA. RefSeq names its product DNA topoisomerase 2-binding protein 1 (gene mus101). The record is from RefSeq and is a predicted model, not a curated record. The coding region runs from base 170 to 3928 and encodes 1252 amino acids. The transcript is spliced from 3 exons. Gene Ontology annotation, biological process: mitotic G2 DNA damage checkpoint signaling; mitotic DNA replication checkpoint signaling; DNA replication initiation. Lineage: Eukaryota; Metazoa; Arthropoda; Insecta; Hymenoptera; Braconidae.
AGGUUAUGUGCUGUCUAGAAUAUGUCAGGACUUUUGAUUCAAGUGAAACUUGUUUGUAAAUUACAAGAGAAUUAUGUAUUUGAGUGAAAAACUAAUUGUGCACAUCUCGUGACGAGUGGAAAAAAUUGAAUGGGUGCUGGGAAAAAUCAUUGUAGUGACAAAAAUAACGAUGACCAGUCAACUUAGUCAAUUUGAAGGCUCACUAAAUGUUUAUUUUUUUAUAUCAAAGCAAUAUGCAAGUGAAGAUGAUUGUUCGGAGGAUAUGUGGGAAGCUUUCCAGAAAUGUAAAGAGAAUGAGAUCCCACCUCAGUGGAUCAAAGAGAGCGAGUACCAUAAAUUGAAACCAGAGAAAACAGAUAUUUUCGUGCUGGAAACAUUCGAGGGAGACGUCUUUAAAAAACUUCAAGCAACGAAAUGUUUUAGAAUACUUGGACCGAAAUGUCUCCUUCGUUGUUUUCUAACGAACGAGCCGAUUCCCCCAGGCACCAGUCCAAUAUUAAAUACAGCCAUGCGAGACGUUGUCGCCUGCUUUUCCGGGUUCAGUCCUGAGGCUAAACUCGCCUAUCAGCAGAAAAUUGAAUACAUGGGUGGAAUCUGUAUCAAAGAAUUGCGCCACUGUGUCACCCAUCUCAUCGGGGAUUCUGUCAUGUCUGCCAAGUACGAAAAAGCAAUGGAAGACGGUAUAAAAGUUUACACGAAAGACUGGAUCUUCGCAGUAUGGGAGGAAAAUCUGAAAGAUUUUGUACCGGGAACUGACAGGAGCUUCGAUAAGUAUCAAGUUCCAGUUUUUAUGAAUCUAGUUGUAACGUCCACAAAUCUACCUAAAACCAAAAAAGAUGAGUUGAAAAAAUUAAUCGAGCAGAAUGGAGGAAAGUUCAUGGGCCCCCUGGACGGUCAAAAGGUGAAAAUUCUUAUCGCCGAGGAGUACACAACGAUAAGUGAGAAAAUAAAAUUUGCUAUGGCAAAUGGUAUUCCUUGCUUAAAGCCGGAGUGGGUGAAAAGAAGUAUAGAAGUGGGCUACGCUCUCCCCUUCAACGAGUUCCUGAUCUCUCCAUCUCAUAAAAACAAGUGCUCAACUCCCGAGAAGGGCUCACAAUUGUCGCACGCGAAUUUAAAUAUUUCAACCAUCAGUUGCAUACAAGGUGACUUCAACCCUAACGGUCUCAUCAAUGAAACCAUGUCCAGUACAAUGAAUUCAACUGCUCAAACGAAUGUCCCGGAUCCGAGUCUCCAACAGUCGACGUUAUCAAUAGAUCACAUAAGUAUCAAGGAAGCAAAGAAAGCGGGUCCUUUUUUAGAUGGCUGCAAUAUUUAUUUGGCGGGCUUCUCCUCAAUUCAAAAAGACAAAAUCCACAAAAUAAUGAACAUGGGAAGUGCCACGCGGUACGACGAUAUUUCGGAGACUCUGACUCACGUGCUUGUGGGAGAUCUAGCGAAAGCAUCUGGAGUUUUGAAGACGAUUCAAGCGAAGGGCCUUCAUCCUCACCUGUUGAACCUUCAAUGGUUGGAGGAGAGUAUUAAACUGAAAAGACCGGCGCCAGAGGAAUUAUUUCCAUUUGAUAAAAAAGAUGAACCAAAUAAAAUUGCACUCCCUCAAUCUCCACUAUCCAAAAAGAAUCUUCAAAUGCUCCAAAAAUCCAAGCGCCCUCCAGUCCCAGUGUUCCAACUGGAAAAGCUCCCACAACCCCCUGAAGAUGAACCAGAUCUCGUCCAGCAGUACCUCCAACGUCAAAGUUCAAAUCCAUCGAAGAGCAAUUUUCCCCCCGAAAAAUUGCCUCUUGACCAAAAUCAAUCGAAAUCAGUGAAUCAAUCCGCAGCAAACGACAGCCAAGUGCCUUUGACUCAGCCUUCAACAAUGGGAGCUCAAAUAUUCAAAAAUUUAACAUUUUCCCUCACUAGUUUAGCCGAAGAAGAAGAUCCCACUCUGAGGGACAACAUUACUGGUCUCGGUGGAAAAUUGCUGUCUCGCAGUUUCACAGGAUUCUCCGAUUUUGCUAUUGUUCCGUUCAAUGGAGUCAGUUUAAAAACAUCUGCGAAUGAUGUUGUUACAAGUUUAUUCAUUGACGAUUGCUUGGAUCACGAUACAGUGGUCGAUAUUCAGUAUUAUCACAAACCAAUUUGCAUUCCCGAGAGUGUAAAACCACUCUCAGAUUGUGUUAUUGUGAUUUCUGCCUAUACAGGAAUGGAGCGAACUUAUCUCUCUAAACUAGCAGCUGCCCUAGGUGCUCGUCAUCAGGACAUGUUUGCCCGUCAAACCAACAUUGAAAAGGGAUUGUACGGUGGAACUCAUCUGAUUUGCACAUCUGCGAGCGGAAAUAAGUACAAUGCCGCGGUCAAGUGGAAACGGCCAGCGGUAACAGCUGAAUGGUUGAGAGCCUGCGCCGACAAAUUGACAUUAGUUGAUGAGACUCCAUUUUUAGUCGGUGAGACGAUAGCCCCCCAGCGAAAGAAUCCACUCGAGGGUGGUGCGGUGCCUGCCUCCUUGGCUAUUGAAAAUCGACAAAUUUUAACACCAAAGAGACUUCUCAAUCAGACGCCCAACAUGGAGACUCCAAUCAUCAAUAAACGGUUGAGUUUGAAUAAGAACAAUAGUCCCAAUUCACCAUUCCACUUUGCAACACCUGAAACUCCUUACGGUCAGGUGUUCCAGGAAAAUCCCACACCUAAUACGAGGAAGGCUUGGGCAAAGUGGAUUGAUGGCCUCCCGGAAAAUGUCGAAGAGCCGCAGGUAAAAAAACGGAGGCUCAGCACUCCACUAUCAGAGCUCAAACGUCAACUGUGGUCAGCUUUGAAAAAACCCAAAAAUUCGGAAGACGAAUGUAGCGAUAGUUUCGAAGACGCCGAUGAGCGAAAUUCGGUUGAACCACAGGGUGAGCUACCCGGACCAGCGAAGGUGGUUAAUGAAGAGUCACGUGGUGAGCUAAUUGUUCCAAUAAAUCGAGAAUUAUCGUUUAAUGACGACACUCCGAAGAACACUGAGAUUCACCAGGAAUUAGAGGAGAUGGAUAAAAUGCUCAAGGCUACCUCGUCCAGCUCUAAUGAGGGAAGAUUCUCAAUUCACGGAGAGGAGAGAGAGAAGAUUAGUGAGAUUUGUAAUGUACCAGCGACACAGGCGGAGAGUGUGGGGUGGGAAGAUCCUCAUCCUCAUCCUCUCAAGAUAGCCAUGAGGAAUUCAAAGAGCACUUUGGAAGCACCGGAAGAAAUGGAGGAGAGUCGGGAAUCUGAGGGACCAGGAAAAAUGUUGAAGAAAUUUAAAUUUAUGCUCUCUGGAAUCAAAGACAGGGAAAAUUAUGAAGCGUUGAUUAUUAAAUUAGGGGGCGAAGUGUCAACUCAGUCAGUAUUUGAUGAUUCUGCGACGCAUUUGUUAUGCAUUCGUCCUUCGAGAAAUGAAAAAAUGUUGGGUAGCAUCGCUGGUGGUAAAUGGGUACUACAUUCAUCGUAUUUACGGGAUUGUGAAGUUGCUAAUCGAUUUAUUGACGAAGAGAGAUACGAAUGGGGAAAUCCCCUUAAUGAAGGUGUCGUCCCGCCCAUCGAGGCAGACAGUGAAAAGACGAUUGCUGCAGCCGCACACCGAUGGCGACUGGCGCUAGAAAAUUCCAGGAAUGCUGCCUUUGAGGGAAUUGUUGCCAUGUUGAUAGUAAAUAAGGAUAAGUACGAUCAGUUUGAGAGACUUAUCAGAGCUGGUGGAGGUACAGUUGUCCACGCAAAACCUCCGUACGAUUCGAGUCCAACGGGGAGAAAAAUUACUCACUGCUUUAUUACUAAUAGACCUGGUCAGCCUAUGGACUGGGCUAUGUUGGCGAGUAAGGGGAUUAUGUGCUUCCCACCACAGUUUCUGAAUACCUUGCUAACCACAAAUGGAUCGAUUAAUCCACGAGAUCAUGUCAUACCGGAAUUUAAAAAGUAUUUGGCUUUAUUACCAAAAUAAUUGUGUGAAUAUAGCGGAUGAAGUGGAAAGCGGUCACAGAUGAAAAUUAUACUUUGAUUUCAUUAAUUCGUUACCCCGUUAACGUUUGUGCACUUUUUCUGAAUUUUCGUUCAGCUGUCAAUCAAAAUAUGUAAAUGAUUUUUGAUAAAAUAUGACUUUGUAUGAAGGUGAAUAGAAAUGCAUUUUUUAGAAAAAAAAAUCCUUCAUUCGUUCUUAUUUUCUUAUUUAAGUUUUUGCGUCAUUAGUCAACAGCUUAUUUCUACCAAUUGCUUUGGUAGUGAUAUUUAGAGUGGAUAUGUUCUGCUCUCUAUUUUUGUGAAAGCCUAAUUUGUAAAAAAAUUAUUUGCAAUAACUUUGUAAGGUAUUUUUCUACUUGUAAUGUCUAAAAACUGAAGGACCAAUUACCAAUUGUAAUUAAUGAAUUAUUCUCCGAAGUGGAAGCAUUUCGGGUUGAGAUCUUUUCUACCCUUUUAGGAGGAUGGAAUUACACAAAAAAUAGAGAAUAUAUGCUCAUGAAGUAAUGAGUACUACAUUGAUUAUUUAAAUAAAUCUAUUGUUUCACUUUGCUGUUCAUCGUCAUAUUUUCCAUAAUAUGUUCACUGUAACAAUACAUCGUACGAAAUAUUCGCAUCCUCAUAAAAUCAUUCUGUGUCAGCGCAGUCCAUUAUUACGUUUUCUUACACCUGCCUUUGUAGAUCUGAAUCCAUUAUUUAACGGCUAAAUCCAUUUUUUAUACAAAACGAUAAAACAUUACAGCUCAAAUAAUCUGAAACUUUUUCUAGUUCCCACAUAUGUAAAAGAUGAUCAUUGAGGUUGGACAAUAUAAGAAGUAUUCACGUCAUAAGUCAUUUCUCUUUUGGAUCAUGCCCAUUUGAACAAUUUUCGUCGUUAUGUAUCAUAUGCAAUUGAUAAGUUAUUUAACAUUCUACUGAUUUCUUCUACAGCUGCCAAGAUAAUUUCAUUUCUAGGAAUAUUUUUUUUGAAUUUUUCAUUAUUUUUGAAAAUUUUUCGUCGUUUUUAUUUUUGUGGAAUAAUGUUGCAACACUAUUUUGUGUUUGAUUCACUAAAAUUGAUUUCACUUCUGGUGAAUAUUUUCGCACAAUUCUCAUAACAUUUUACAGGUCAAUGGAGAAAAAUCUUAAUUUCAAAUUGUUCGCUAUUCUAUAAUAAAUAAAGGCAUCAUUUAAGUUACGUUCCCACGUUUUUCUAUGUACAAAAUCUUCAUUGCACAAAAUAAAUUACCUUGAGGGACAGAGUUAGGCCCAUUAAAAAAAAUACGACAAAAAUUU